AUGCGCAAAUCAGCACAAAAGAAUAGUUGUGAGCCAAGCACUAGUCACCAAUUCCUUCAGGGCUUUGCAAGUGCCAGGAAUGGACGAAAUAGGAAAAGUUUACAUAACAACGUUCAUAUUUUUGAUACUCAAAACUACAAAUGGAUUACAAUAUUAAGCCAAGAAAUAAGUCAAAAUAAUUCAAAUACAAACUCACUAGCAAUCGGACUUGGUGUAGGUAUAGGUGGAUUGGUUUUGGUGAACAUAUAUUCUGUCAUAGUAACCUUUGAAAAUAUGUCAAAUCUCUCUCAAUUAUUGAUUAAAUUCUACCAGGAUAUACGUACUUAUAGCCACCUUUCCUUAAAUGUUUUGUCGACGAAAUGUGCUUUUAUGGAG
Molecule: messenger RNA, 375 nt
Organism: Dentiscutata heterogama
Lineage: Eukaryota; Fungi; Glomeromycota; Glomeromycetes; Diversisporales; Gigasporaceae
Source: the annotation of a GenBank genome assembly